Messenger RNA from Trichoderma aggressivum f. europaeum, 1290 nucleotides. RefSeq lists its product as uncharacterized. The record is from RefSeq and is a predicted model, not a curated record. The transcript has 2 exons. NCBI's taxonomy places the organism in Eukaryota, Fungi, Ascomycota, Sordariomycetes, Hypocreales, Hypocreaceae. The coding region runs from base 1 to 1290 and encodes 429 amino acids.
AUGAAACGGCCGUCUACAGACUGUCACUCUGCUCACGAUGAAGCCAGGCCGGCAAAGACGCGCCAGCGAACAUCAAAUGUUGCGAUGACGCAGCCAUCCACAAUCACCGUGAAUGAGAAUGGGAUGCACACGGGAAUUGAACCAGAGACAAGGCAUCACGACAGUGGCCCAGAUCUAGAUCAACUCCAGUAUACCAAACCGAAAGCCACGGCAUAUCUCAACUCGCGCGCGGAGGAGCUCUCUCAACGAGAAAUCGCUGAACCCAGUCCACUAGAGAUGUUCAAGAAUCCCUACAACUACGGCGGCAGCUUUGCCAUCGCCCAGCUCAUCUUUCGGAAGACAAAAUCGCCUGCGAGGAAAUUUGAUGAUCUGAUUGAAGCCAUCAACGAUGCGAUGGACAAGGCUCUGGUCCAAAAGAGAGAGACCAUCAUAAGAGACGAGCUGAAUCAAGAUAAGUAUGCCGAUAGGAUCAUUAGAGCCUUAGGGUAUAAUUAUGACAGGUCUCUCGUAUCCCACGACAUGAAGUGGCUGAACGUUCUGUGCCCCGUCUUCCGGAUGACAGCAAGCACAGAGGUAUCAGAAGCACACAAAGAGCAAUGGCGAAAGUAUAUCGGAUCAGCGCUCAAAGAGAAUCAAAUUGAUUGGGUUCUGGGCGUUUCCAAAAGUUAUCUCACGGCCAUGAUCACUCACAGGAUUGUAUCCAACGAAGAGAGCCAAGAGCGAAUAAUUGCCAUGUCUAGCCUCGCUCAUACUCACAAAAUCACGAGCCCCGAGGACAGAGGAUAUCACAUCGACUUUGGAUGCAACUUCCCUCUUGAGAACGGCCUCCCUGCUGGCCUCGUUGAAGGUUUCAAACGGUUGCAGGAGAACUCAAACGCAAACUCAAACGUUUGGGGGCCACCUAAACCUGGGCUCAUAAAUCACUACAACAAAGCACUCAGUCUGUUGGAGGAAUUCCAAUCUGAGCCUGAAGUCGAGCUUCUCCUCAUGUUAGCUCUUACCGUCGGCAUGACGUUGGACAUGACUAUUUAUACCGUGCCUAAAAGAGAUGCUAAAGAUGAAGUCGCCAGGUUCGCAAUAGCUAGCAGCUCUGUGAAGCACAAGCGAGGAGGAACACGCGUAGCCCUCCUGGCAUUGCGAAUGCUUUGGUACUUGAUGCCCAAAGAAUUCGUUUGGACAAAGGCAAAGGGAGAGGAGCUGAAAAUAGAAGAAGAGACCAUGUACAGUACUCAGCGUGUGCGUGAAGCAACUAGUAAGUGUGUCGUCCCUCUUUUAGGGCUCCAAAAGUGA